AUGAUUGCUGAUUUUCGUUAUGAAUUGAUCCAAAAGUUGAAACAACAUGCAGAGAAGCUACCACCUCAAGCUCAGUUUAUUCCUGUUCCCUUUCGGCAUGAAAAUGAUAAACAAAGAACGAUUUCGAAUAUUGUCAACCCUCCUCAAAGAAGAGUUCAACAACCGGCUAAUCAAGUGUACAAUAGAUCUGAUUUACAAGCGUGGCCAAAUUUAAAUCCAAUGGUUACUACGACAUCACUCACCCACCCAAAUUUAACAGAAUUUGAAGAAAAAUAUAAAGCUAUUCAACUGAAGCUAGAUCUGAUGGAAAAACGUCACGAAGAAGAACAAAUUGUAGCUGAGAAAUUAAGGGAUAUGGAAAAACAAAAGAUUCAAGAGAAAUAUUGUCUUCAUAGAAAUAAAAUCAAUCAAAUCUGGCUUCAAACAGACGCGUGCCAGGAAGUUCAACAAAAAAUGUUAAAGAAAUGUUUAACAUCUCAGAAAGAAGUUACCAUUGCUAAUAUUAAAGUUAUCACAGCAGUGCGUGACGUCGUUGACGAAUUAAGAACAAAGCAUAAUAUCCCGACGUUUGACAAAAUAGUGGGAUCUUUGAACACUCAAUUGAACUACGCUGAAUCAACUAAACAAAGACUGACACAACAACAAAAUGAAUUUCAUACGGCACUGGCUGAAUUCAACGGCGAAAAAAGAAAAGCUUUACAAGAAAUUCUCCUUAAUAAUGACCAGUGA
Messenger RNA from Didymodactylos carnosus, 729 nucleotides. Lineage: Eukaryota; Metazoa; Rotifera; Eurotatoria; Philodinida; Philodinidae. The record is from the annotation of a GenBank genome assembly.